UCGCAGUGUAAAGCGUUCUCAGUCGGCUAAUCCAUACAGUAGAAGUGUAUCCAGAAAUAGAAAUGGGAUUUCACCCAGUACUAAAAAUAGCACAACAGGUAAACAGAGUGACAAUGACCCACGUGCUUGUACACAUGCCAACAACUAG
Messenger RNA from Ruditapes philippinarum (Manila clam), 148 nucleotides. RefSeq lists its product as uncharacterized. The record is from RefSeq and is a predicted model, not a curated record. Lineage: Eukaryota; Metazoa; Mollusca; Bivalvia; Venerida; Veneridae.